CAAAGGGCGCAUCAGCCUCCACUGUCCACGGAGAUCAAGCACGAGGAAGACCUUGCAAGUUGCAGCUUCUCUUCUCUCUUUCUUUUUGAAUAAUUGCAUCCUUUUCGUUGUUCUGAAGCUUCUCGAAUAGCACAGUUGCUCUUGUAGUUAUUCCCCAGCGGUGCUGGGUGGAUGUUGACUGUUUGAGUGAAAGUUCAUCGGCGGUGCUGUUACGGAUCCCGCGGCUAUCAAUAUGAUGAACGAGGGUUCGUUUGGGAAUGGGAACGCUCAUACGGCGUCGCAUAACUUGGCCGACAUCCGGCAGUUCCCGACGAACGGCGGUGCUGGUCUCGGGGAGUCCAGGGGAGGGUUGGGCUUGAGGAGGCCGCAGUUCGGACAAAAUUUGGGGCAGUUUGGGGCGUUUACAUCGGGUUCGAAUCCGAAUGGCCCGGGUAUUGACCCGAGCUGUUCGGACCAGGAAGGAAACGGGGUCAAUAGGAAGAAGCGCGACUCCGAGGAUGAAUUGGCGAAAGGCGUCUCUACCACCAGCAACGGUGGCAUUGGCGAUAGCAAUGGCGUGAAUGAUGGUGAUGGAAAACGGCUUAAAGUAUGUGGAAAUCGGAAUGAGAGCCUUGAAACGAAAGCUGAAACAGAAACCGGCUCAGAAAAGCCAGCGGAGCAAAGUACUCAGCCAGCUUCUGAGCCUCCUAAGCCGGCUUACAUCCAUGUACGGGCGAGAAGGGGUCAAGCUACUGAUAGUCACAGUCUAGCGGAAAGAGCGAGGAGGGAAAAGAUAAGCGAGAGGAUGCAAAUUCUUCAGGAGUUGGUUCCUGGUUGUGACAAGGUUACUGGGAAAGCGUUGGUCCUCGAUGAGAUAAUAAAUUACAUUCAGUCGCUACAGCGCCAAGUUGAGUUCUUGUCAAUGAAGCUUGAAGCUGUAAAUUCAAGUGUGAACCCUGCUGGCAUUGAAAUUUUUCAUCCAAAAGAUUUUGAUCAACACACACUUGACAUGGUAAUUGGUUCUCAAGCUCCGCGAGAUCAGUUCAGCCGGGGUGCAUCACCAGAAUGGUUACACAUGCAGUUAGGUGGCGGAUUUGAAAGAACAACAUGAUUCAAUAAAUCCAUGAACCUGGUAAUAAAUACAUAAAGAUGCAGUAUUUCCUUCAUCCGCUUAAGACAUACUCAAAGCCAGAAGAAAAUGGUCAUGGCGAUUUUGGUCUUUUACAGGGCCUGCUCGAGUUAGUAAACACUAGCAUGUCCAUUUGCUGCCGUGUUAGAAUAUUUAUUCACUGAAUAUGUAGCAUAGGGAAAUAUAAGCUUUCUGUGGCAAUAUUCAGCUCCAACGUAUAACGUAUUGUUCUUGUAAAAGAAGGCUGCCUCUCCUGAUUACAUGUCGCUCAUUUUGUGCGGCAGUUUCAACAUUGGUGUUUGUUUGUGACGCUAUGUUGAAUAGAGUGACCCAAUAUGACUUCGUAUA
This is a messenger RNA of Neltuma alba, 1456 nucleotides long. RefSeq names its product transcription factor BHLH089-like. The record is from RefSeq and is a predicted model, not a curated record. NCBI's taxonomy places the organism in Eukaryota, Viridiplantae, Streptophyta, Magnoliopsida, Fabales, Fabaceae. Gene Ontology annotation, biological process: regulation of DNA-templated transcription. The transcript is spliced from 6 exons. Gene Ontology annotation, cellular component: nucleus. Bases 233 to 1090 code for a protein of 285 amino acids. Gene Ontology annotation, molecular function: protein dimerization activity; DNA-binding transcription factor activity.